Molecule: messenger RNA, 537 nt
Organism: Aspergillus puulaauensis
Lineage: Eukaryota; Fungi; Ascomycota; Eurotiomycetes; Eurotiales; Aspergillaceae
Product: rRNA-processing FCF1 family protein
Exons: 3
Coding region: 1-537 (178 amino acids)
Cellular component (GO): nucleolus; small-subunit processome
Source: RefSeq, a predicted model, not a curated record
AUGAAGCGCACGAUCAAAGCCCGCGACGAACGACUCAAGCCAGCGCCCGAAAAGCCAAAGGAGAAGAAACCCGGCGAUGAAGUCACCAACCAUGUCCAGGCUGCCCCGACGAACAUGUUCUUCGCUGCCAACACUGCCCUCGGCCCUCCGUACCGUGUCCUCGUCGAUACCAACUUCGUCUCCCACGCUAUUCGGGCGAAGCUUGAUUUGCUCCCGGCCAUGAUGGAUCUGUUGUAUGCGAAGUGUAUCCCGACGUUCACGGACUGCACGAUUGCCGAGUUGGAAAAGCUGGGUGAUAAAUACCGAUUAGCCUUGCGGGUAGCCAAGGAUCCGAGAUGGGAGAGAGUCAAGUGCUCGCACAAGGGCACCUACGCUGAUGACUGCCUUGUCGACAGAGUAUCGAAACACCGAAUCUACGUCGUCGGAACAAACGAUAAAGACCUCUGCCGCCGACUCCGCAAGAUCCCCGGUGUUCCGAUCAUGAAGGUCGCGCGCGGAAAAUUCACCAUCGAGAAACUGCCGGACGCGCUGGAUUAA